This is a messenger RNA of Drepanopeziza brunnea f. sp. 'multigermtubi' MB_m1, 2934 nucleotides long. RefSeq lists its product as uncharacterized. Gene Ontology annotation, cellular component: membrane. The record is from RefSeq and is a predicted model, not a curated record. Lineage: Eukaryota; Fungi; Ascomycota; Leotiomycetes; Helotiales; Drepanopezizaceae. Gene Ontology annotation, biological process: transmembrane transport; fungal-type cell wall biogenesis.
AUGACAAGCAUCCACAAGCUUAGCCCGGCGCCAAUGGAUCCCAGGCCCCGCCAAGGAAAAUCACGGGGAUUCGACAUCCUCUCGCGAUCCGGCACAAGGAAAUCAGACGUUUCGAAACGCCUAUCGCUUGAUCGUCUGGAGGCGGGACGAACCUUAGCAAGUUCACCUUACCCAAGGUUUGGACUGGGUGGGCUGCUACCAUACAAAAGUUUCCCCAUUGUUCUCUCCUGCCUAAGCAGGAGUCGAAAACUAUCUGGCGAUCAUCCAUACCCUAUUCCGAAGAUGGCACGAAUUCCGCGGUUCUCGGUAUCGUGGGCGCCUAUGUUUGUCUGCCUCAUUGCGCUCUUCAGUACAUUAGUUGCUUCGGCGACGGUAGGAGACCUGGAUACGAUACAAGGGACCAACGGCAAGGGAGAGACGAAGAUGUUGCUAGUCGACAGAUAUCCAGCCCUUUACAGUGGGGACUUCGGAGACUGUAUGGGAGGACAGAGCUUGAUUAACCUUACGUCUUUCGACGGAGCCUAUUACGCUGAUAAUAUGACCGUGCUGUUCAACCUCGCAGGAACAACCAAUCUGCGAGACGAAUCCUUGAUGCUAUACAUAUCCGUGUAUGCCUAUGGAGAGAAUAGGUUCAGCAUGAUCUUCAACCCCUGCAAUGCAAACUUUUAUAGUUUAUGUCCUUUGAAUGCCAGUGUUCCAAUUGCUGGUGGAGCUGUCAUUCCCGUAUCAGCAAACGACGUCGCGGCCAUUCCUGAUAUUGCAUUAGGUAUUCCUGACUUCGAAGGAACCUUGCAGCUAAGCUUCUUUUCCAACUCUUCGCAGACUGAGAUAGCAUGCUUCUCGGCCGUCAUGAGAAAUGGAGCGAGCUUUUCCCAUCCUGUAGCAGUGGGUACUGUCCUCGGGAUUUUCACUGUUGUUGCUCUUUUCGCAUCUUUCGCGACGGCAGUCUACGGAGUCAGCGUACCUCACAUUCGAACCCAUUACGCCCAUUCCCUGUCCGUACUUGUGAUUUUCGAAGUCUUCCAGUCAAUCCUUUUCUCUGGCGCCUUGUCCUUAAACUGGCCUAGUGUAUUGCCUGCUUUCUGGAGCAAUUUUGCUUGGUCAGCUGGCAUGAUCUCCACUUCGUCCAUGGUCAAGUCUAUCAACGGCUUUGCUGGAGUAUCAGGGAACUCAAGCCAGGUUGGUGGUGCUGGAUCUACCGUCUUGAAUAACAACGGUGGACUUCAGCAGCAGAUUUAUGGACGUUCAAUAGAGGCUCUGGCCCGAGACAGCGAGGAAGCUACUAGUCAUCUGUACAGACGUGCCGUCAAUGAGACCCAAGGAGCUAGACUUUUCGAUUGGGCUGGCCUUCCUGUUUCUCCUGGAUUACCCACGCCCGGGAACUGGUCUGGGUUUGCUGGUACGCUCCAAUUUGUCGAGGUUCCGGCAGCGGAUGCCUUCAUGAUCGGAUUCCUUUGGCUGCUGAUCCUCAUUGCGAUUUUGAUUGGGGCCACGAUGCUUUUCAAAUGGUCUCUCGAAGGACUAAGCUCUAUGAAAUUGAUCAAGCGGGACCGCUUUCUGCUUUUCCGCGAUCACUGGCUCGGCUUCGUCGGUCUCAUCGUCCUUCGAACGAUGUUUAUUGCGUUCUUCAUGAUGAUGACCCUGACCUUGUUUCAGUUUUCUUCCAGUGGAAAAGCAGGUCCAGUUGCAAUUGCAGUCAUCGUAUUUCUCAUAUUCUUCGUCGGAGCUUUGGGAGUCUCAGCCUACGCCUGCUUCUAUAGGGUCCGAUUCGGAAAAUACGAGUCUUCUCCUGAUCGGAUCCACUUCCAGCCAAAGAAGGUCAUGAGGUUUGUUCCAUGGUACAAAGCCGUUCGAGAAAGCUCGUUGGACGAAGAGGAGAAGGCAAACACCGCUGGGUCUGUUUCGUUCUUCCAGAUCAAGUUCAUCGAUAAUGACGAGGCAGAACAAAGCGUUCAUCAGAAUGUAAAAUUCACCACACGCUUUGGCUGGCUUUCUGCUCGAUAUCGUCGCACAAGAUGGUGGUUCUUCGCAUUCUGGGUUAUCUAUCAGUUCAUCCGGGCUUGCUUCGUUGGUGGCGCGCGCCACAAUCCCAAGUCACAAGUCAUCGGUCUUUUCGUGUGGGAAAUAUUCUCCUUCGUGGCCAUUGCCUGGAUCAAUCCGUUCGAGGGUGCACGGAAUACGGCUCUAGCAGUGUGGAUGCUUGGGGUCAGUAAAGUCGCGACUGCUGGUCUUUCAAUUGCGUUUCUUCCUCAACUCAACCUCGCACGAAUCCCCACUACCAUUAUUGGCGUCCUUAUUAUCGUCAUACAAGGAUUCCUCGUUAUUGGUCUACUGGUCUUGAUCGUCCUCGGAGCUAUUUCCAGCUACAUGUCUCUUACUCGUAAUCGCGAGAGCGAAAACUUCAGACCUCGUGGUUUACGAAAGAUUCGGAUGAAGUAUUUUGGACAUCUGGAGAACAAGGAGAAGGACGUUCCCCCUCCUCCACCGCCCGAGCCCGAGGAGCCAAGAGAACCUUACUUCAACGUCAACAGCGUCCGUCGCGCUCCAAAGAUCGAAGAUGAGGACUUAGACUUCGUCCCCGGCACGAACGGUCUGAAUUCCAUGGCUUCCGCAUCCUCGUUGGCUGGCCCGCGAGGAAGCAGAGCCAACAGUGUGGCAAAUAGUGUGGCAGGCAGCAUGCGAAGUCAAUACGGCAAUGUUCCUUAUGGGGCCAGGGUACACAGAGCAAGCUGGAGUUCUCGCGACUUUCAGAAUUGGCGUGAUGAUGGUACAAGAGCAGGCUCGCCGCUCACGAUCCCCUUGAGAAACGUGAGCGGUCAACACGCAGCAGACAACUCAAUAUCACCCGCACCGCUGGCUCGACCUGCUGCUUCGCACAGCAACUUGCGACAUUCAACCCCGACGAGAGAUCAUCAAAGGCAAUUCUCAAAUUAA